AUGCAGCGAUCGCAGCACAGCGAGGAAAGCGAAGAGGACGAGAAAGAUGACAUUCCUCUGCACCACAAGCGGCCCUUUGGCGCCGGGCUGAAGCGCAAACGGGUCGAGUUUGUUCGGGCGCAGGACCCGGACGACUACAUUUCUACGCUCCCAUCGACGAGACCGACCAGCUCCGUCGUCGGCGACCUGUACGCCAGUAUCGUUCUCGGCACCGCCAAGCCCGACGGCGAGGCAGAGGCGGACGGUGCGGCGUCCACCACGCAGCAGCCCGCGCCGACAUGCCCCGUCUGCUCACUCGCCAUUACCACAACGCGGGCCGCCCACGAGGCGUCGCUGGCGCACCAGGCACGGCCCAAGGACGAUGUGCUAGGCGUCGGCGCCGCGCUCCCGGAAAAGACGCCGGCGCAGGCCAGGGCGGACGAGGAGGCCAGGGAGGCCCGGCGGCAGCUGACGGCGGGGGAGCGCAAGGCGCGGGCGGCCAGGGAGCGCGCGCGGGCGGCCCGCUGGCAGGCCGAGGUGUAUGGGCGGCAGGAUCUCGACAGGUACUUGAAGGGAGACGGCAAGGAGUGGGAGUGA
Cordyceps militaris CM01 is the source of this 576-nucleotide messenger RNA. Its product is annotated as G-patch domain protein, putative. The coding region runs from base 1 to 576 and encodes 191 amino acids. The transcript is spliced from 2 exons. The record is from RefSeq and is a predicted model, not a curated record. Lineage: Eukaryota; Fungi; Ascomycota; Sordariomycetes; Hypocreales; Cordycipitaceae.